GACCAAUCAAUCAACCAAUGGCCCAAGCUCCUCGGCCGAUGAACUCCGAAUGGCACGAUUGAGGCUACGAGGGGCCAGGACAACAUACCACCACCUUCAAACGUCAUCAUUGUCCAUUGGUUAUAUUUACCUUGAUAAAAUCGUUAAAAAUCACUUUUUACAGUUUACAAAGUCUCAGACGUCUCUUCUUCAGUUUUGACAUAUCUCAAUAUCUCGUACCAAUAACUAUUGAAUAUAAAUAAGUUAAGCCCCAACAUGUCGCACAUCCUCCUUACCUUAGCUCCCUACCAUGUCUUAUCCUACGGCACAUUACUUGGAACGCAGGUUUUCCAUACCUUUAUAAACUCAAUACUCUCCUUCAAAGUUCUCGAGCGACCCCAAUUCGCAAUCCUACAACGUGCCGUCUUCCCUGCAUACUUCGGCAUCCAGACUGCCGCCCCCGUGCUUCUCGCCCUAACAUAUCCUGGGAGUAAGAACCCCCUAGGCGUUGCCUCGAGCCUCGCUGGCGUGUUCCACCCGUCAAACCGCUGGGGUGUACUCGCGCCGCUUGGCACAAUACUCGUAACAGGGCUUGUUAAUUUGGUAUAUCUACUUCCCGAGACGAACAAGAUAACCGCCUUGAGGCGAGAGCAAGAAAAGAAGGAUGGCAAAGCAAGUUACGAGAAGGGUUCUCAUUCAGAGGAGAUGACUGCGCUGAACAAGAAGUUCGGACAGCUCCACGGCAUCUCUUCGCUUGCUAAUCUCAUCACGGUAAUUGCGACAGUCGUAUACGGCAUUAACCUAUCUUCCCGACUCGUAUAAACGGGGCCAAUGAAUGAACGAAUCCUUUUUAAUGAAUUAUGUGUAUAUGAAAUAUGAAAAGGGGAUGAGACAUACUUAACGCUGCCAAUAAAUACGAUACGAGGUACAUACGAUACGAUAUUAGGGAACCAGACUGUUAUUUUAUUA
Molecule: messenger RNA, 948 nt
Organism: Daldinia loculata
Lineage: Eukaryota; Fungi; Ascomycota; Sordariomycetes; Xylariales; Hypoxylaceae
Exons: 4
Coding region: 256-801 (181 amino acids)
Source: RefSeq, a predicted model, not a curated record